Messenger RNA from Dendronephthya gigantea, 1666 nucleotides. RefSeq names its product F-box/WD repeat-containing protein 9-like. Gene Ontology annotation, biological process: ubiquitin recycling; proteasome-mediated ubiquitin-dependent protein catabolic process. Gene Ontology annotation, molecular function: ubiquitin binding. NCBI's taxonomy places the organism in Eukaryota, Metazoa, Cnidaria, Anthozoa, Malacalcyonacea, Nephtheidae. Bases 117 to 1271 code for a protein of 384 amino acids. Gene Ontology annotation, cellular component: nucleus; cytoplasm. The transcript has 10 exons. The record is from RefSeq and is a predicted model, not a curated record.
GUAAAAUCCAAUAUGGCCACUGGAUUUGAUUUUGCCGCACUUGUGGAAAAUCCAUUUGGAAAUCUAGGAUUUAGCCUUCUCGUGCCUUUGUGAGAUCUUUUCUGAAAUGAAAAAAGAUGAAUCUAAUUGAUCUACCACCAGAAGUACUUCUUACAAUAUUCUUAUAUCUCAGAACAAAAUUUGUAUUAAACACAGUAGCAUGUGUAUGUAAAUUGUUUUAUUACAUUAUUACACCUGAAACAACAUGGAAGACAAGGUUUGGUAAAAUUUGGCCAAAGAGGGUUACAAAUAGUGAUUCAGGUUACAUUUCACCAAGGUGGAAAGAACUUUGUCACCAACAUGAAGAAUUUGAUAAACAUUGGCUUGAGCAUGAAAUGAAGUUUGAUUCAUUUACAAUUAGUCAGGAAUUUCCAAUUGACUCUGUUUUGUUGAUGAAUUCUGGCAAGACAUUGAUAACUGGUUCUAGAGAUAGAAGUAUAUGUGUGAAAGACCUUGAAAACAUCAAGAAUGUUGAGAACCCUUCUGAACUGCAAUCCACUGUCAUUAACAGACAUGAGGGUUGGAUUUGGAGGUUGAUCAGCGAUCCCAUUACACCAGGACAAUUCUGUUCAGGCUCAUGGGAUGGCUACAUCAUGCUAUGGGAUCUUCACAGGACAGAACCGAUUAGUUCCGUUUGUCUCCGCACACCACCAAUUUCAAUGACAUGGAGAAGUAAUGAUAUGAUAGUUGCUGGUUGCUACGACAAGACCGUGCGAAUCAUCGACCCACGAACGUUCUCAGUUGUUAAAAUGUUGAAGAAACAUACACGCUCUGUGCUCUGUCUGCAUGUUGACGAUGACGUCAUUAUAUCUGGUAGCGAAGAUAAAACGUUGUGUAUUUUUGAUAGAAAAGCUGGGAAACAUUUGCAAUCAUUACAGCUUCCAUCCCCGGCAUUUUCAUUGCAUUACUGGGACGAUGGUUACAGUUUAUUACGUGUUGCUGGUCGUAAAAAUAUUUAUUUUGUUGAUUCCACUGAAAACUCGUAUAAUUUGAUCAAGACAAACCCAAACACUGGACAUUCAAAAAGAGUGAAUGAUUUUGUUCAGUUUAAAGGAGGGUUGCUUACCGCGUCUGCUGAUGGAACACUGCAGGUUCAUGAACCGUCUGUAUUAUCACAGACAAGAUUUAUUCUGGAUCAAAGGAAGGCAGAAAUAACAAGAUUGUCUACCUGUUGUGACAUGUUGGCGUCUGCUUCAAGUGAUGGGAGUAUUAGAUUAUGGAAAGUAAAAUAGCGGACAAAUUUUAAUCUCUAUAGAUUUACGUCUAUAGUUUUAAAUUUGAACAACAGUUGUGUCUUAUUGAAGUACCGUUCAUAAUUUAUUGUUGCACAUAGCCGUUGGUACGUUUUGGUACUUUUAUUUAUUGUUUGUAAAAAAACGUUGCAGUAUAUUGUGUGUAUAACGAAAGUUAUUCCGUAUAACGGACAAGUUAGAGCGAUUGAAAAACGUUCCCUCGUGUUCAACAAAUUCAUGCACGAAAGAUGUAAACGUUGGGACGAGGUCAUUAGGUCAAAAAUGAAUAAAUUCAGAGUGAAAUAAGAUACCAAACAUGUAGUGACAUGUUCUAUUCAUUAUAGCUCAGUGGUUCUAUCACACUUGCAUUUCACUUUCGUUUUCAAAGUUGUUUA